Macrosteles quadrilineatus (aster leafhopper) is the source of this 1911-nucleotide messenger RNA. It is a transcript of the gene Ttc26, whose product is annotated as intraflagellar transport protein 56. The record is from RefSeq and is a predicted model, not a curated record. The coding region runs from base 268 to 1911 and encodes 547 amino acids. NCBI's taxonomy places the organism in Eukaryota, Metazoa, Arthropoda, Insecta, Hemiptera, Cicadellidae. Gene Ontology annotation, cellular component: ciliary basal body; intraciliary transport particle B; ciliary base. Gene Ontology annotation, biological process: intraciliary anterograde transport; intraciliary transport involved in cilium assembly. Gene Ontology annotation, molecular function: protein binding; intraciliary transport particle B binding. The transcript is spliced from 12 exons.
UCGAACCCGGCACCUUCGGAUUAUCAGCCGACACUGACGUCAUCGAAGGCUCUUCUGUAACUCCCUUGAGUAAACCUAAUCUAUACCUCCCCUGAGUAAAUACCACUGAAUAACAAUACGUUGCCAUGGUUACCUCAUCUGUUGUUGUCGUUGUCUGUGGAGUGUGGAUACCAUAACAUACAUUCUGAAAUCUGAACCCUUUUCUUUUCUUUUUAGGACAUUGUCUUACACGUACAGUUAUUUUUAACUAAAUAGGUAACGAAUCUAAUGAUUCUGUCAAGAGUCAAGCCAGCUGUUGGCGCUGGGUCUUCUGAUCAACAAGGCAGCUCCAAACAAACUCCCUCGUUAGAAGAUUUUCUUCAAAGGAGGGACUACAAUGGAGCAAUCACAAUAUUGGAGUUUGAUCAAAGCAGUGGAAGAGGUAAUGAAAUGACUAACUACUGGCUAGGCUACUGCGCCUUCCACUUGGGUGACCACCAACGUGCCCUAACAGUAUACCAGUCCCUGCCUCCAUCAGACGAUGUGGCUGUCAACUUGGCAUGUUGCUACUUCUUUCUGGGAAUGUACCCACAGAGUGAGAAGAUCCUAGAUUCUGCCCCUAGCAGUCGUUUGAAGACGAGGUUGUUGUUCCACUUGGCCCACAAGUUGGGAGAUGAGAAGAAGUUGAUGGAGCAUCACCAGCAUCUGCAGGAUGUCAUUGAGGAUCAGCUGAGCCUGGCCAGCAUCCACUACCUGCGAUCUCACUACCAGGAGGCCAUCGACAUCUACAAGCGGAUCCUACUGGACAACAGAGAGUACCUAGCCCUUAAUGUAUACGUCGCUCUCUGCUACUACAAGCUGGACUACUACGACGUAUCACAGGAGGUACUGGCAGUCUACCUACAGAAAUACCCAGACUCUGCUAUCGCCAUCAACCUCAAAGCCUGCAACCACUUCCGUCUCUACAAUGGCAAAGCUGCUGAGGCAGAGAUUAAAACUUUAAUGGAUCAAAGUUCUGCAUCGUUUAGUUUUGGGCAUGACUUGAUCCGCCACAACAUCGUAGUGUUCAGAGGAGGGGUGGCGGCUCUACAGGUGCUGCCUCCACUGGUGGACGUUAUCCCUGAGGCCAGACUCAAUCUGGUCAUCUACCACCUCAAGCAGGAGGAGUACAAAGAGGCCUUUAUGUUGGUGAAGGAUCUAGAGCCAUCAGUGCCUCAAGAGUACAUACUGAAGGGGGUGGUUAAUGUUGCGAUUGGCCAGGAAACUGGAUCUAGAGAACACAUCAAGGUAGCACAGCAGUUUUUUCACCUGGUGGGCAGCAGUGCCAGUGAGUGUGACACUAUCCCAGGACGUCAGUGCAUGGCCUCCUCAUUCUUCUUGCAACGUCAGUUUGACGAUGUCAUGUUGUACCUCAGCUCAAUCAAGAGCUACUACUGCAAUGACGAUGCAUUUAACUUCAACUAUGCCCAGGCAAAAGCAGCUCUUGGACACUUUAAAGAAGCUGAAGAUAUCUUUCUCAUGGUACAAAACGAGAAGCUACACAAUGACUAUGUGUACAUCAGUCACCUCGCCAGAUGUUAUAUAAUGUCUGGCAAGCCACAGUCAGCUUGGGAACUUUAUCUCAAAAUGGAAACUUCAGCAGACUCCUUCAGUCUCCUACAGGUAAUAGCCAAUGACUGUUACCGCAUGGGCCAGUUCUGGCAUGCAGCCAAAGCAUUUGAUAUGCUGGAGCGUUUGGACCCAAGUCCAGAAUACUGGGAAGGCAAGAGAGGUGCUUGUGCCGGUGUCUUUCAGCUGAUUAUUUCAGGAAAACAGCCCAAGGAGCUCUUACCAGAUGUUAUACAACUUCUGAGGAACACAGCGAACCCACAAGUAGAAACUAUAAUUUGGACAAUGAAGAGAUGGGCUAAAGAUAAUAAAAUAAAUGUGUAA